AUGAACCCCUACAUCACAGCCCUUCUCAUCUUUGGGCUAGUUUUAGGCACUAGCAUUACUGCCUCCAGCUCACACUGACUUCUAGCCUGAAUAGGCUUAGAAAUUAACACCCUAGCCAUCAUCCCCCUAAUAGCCCAAAACCACCACCCCCGAGCAAUUGAAGCAACUACUAAGUAUUUUCUCACCCAGGCAACAGCCGCAGCUACCCUAUUAUUUGCAAGCAUUACCAAUGCCUGGCUUACAGGCCAGUGAGACAUCACACUAAUAACUCACCCUGUCCCCACAACUAUGAUUACCCUUGCCUUAGCCCUUAAACUUGGCUUAGCCCCUCUUCACACCUGAUUACCAGAAGUCCUCCAAGGACUCACCCUGACCACAGGCCUAAUUCUAUCAACCUGACAAAAACUGGCCCCAUUUGCCCUUCUCCUCCAAAUACCCUGUCCUAACCAAGAACUUCUAAUCAUCCUAGGCCUAACAUCCACAUUAAUUGGAGGGUGAGGAGGACUUAACCAAACACAACUACGAAAAAUUCUAGCUUACUCUUCAAUUGCCCACCUUGGCUGAAUACUCCUUAUUAUUCAAUUCGCCCCCUCCCUCACCCUUCUUGCCCUCCUAACAUAUUUAGUCAUAACAACUGCAGCAUUCUUAACUUUAAAAAAUAAUAAAGCAACAAACAUCAAUGCCUUGUCAACAUCGUGGGCCAAAGCCCCCCUACUUACAGCUGCCACCCCCCUAGUUCUCCUUUCACUAGGAGGCCUUCCCCCAAUAACAGGCUUCCUACCAAAAUGACUUAUUUUACAAGAACUGACAAAACAACAACUCCCUACAACAGCUGUAAUUGCAGCUAUAACUGCCCUAUUAAGCCUUUACUUCUACCUACGCCUCUGCUAUGCAAUAACCUUAACAAUACCCCCAAACAACACAGCCGGGACAAGCCUAUGACGACUACCCCCCAAUCAACCCUCCCUCCUCCUAGCCCUUUCCACCCCUGCAACAAUCCUUCUUCUACCCCUAUCCCCUGCAAUUAUAGCCCUUAUAAACCUCUAA
Boleophthalmus pectinirostris (great blue-spotted mudskipper) is the source of this 1047-nucleotide messenger RNA. NCBI's taxonomy places the organism in Eukaryota, Metazoa, Chordata, Actinopteri, Gobiiformes, Gobiidae. The record is from the annotation of a RefSeq genome assembly.